This is a messenger RNA of Homo sapiens (human), 3492 nucleotides long. RefSeq names its product forkhead box E1 (gene FOXE1). Bases 690 to 1811 code for a protein of 373 amino acids. Gene Ontology annotation, molecular function: DNA binding; DNA-binding transcription factor activity; DNA-binding transcription factor activity, RNA polymerase II-specific. Gene Ontology annotation, biological process: cranial skeletal system development; animal organ development; negative regulation of DNA-templated transcription. The transcript has a single exon. The record is from RefSeq and is marked reviewed. Gene Ontology annotation, cellular component: nucleus. Lineage: Eukaryota; Metazoa; Chordata; Mammalia; Primates; Hominidae.
GAGCCGGUCCGGUGUGUGCAGGGGAGCGCCUCGCCAGCGGUCCGCAGGGCUGGAGACCCACGCCGUGGAGAGGACCAGCCUCAGGUCGCCCCGCCUGGGCCCGCGCCCCGACCUCGCUGCCCCCGCCUCGCCUCUCUGCCCGUGGCGCUUACGGCCACCUUGGCCUCGGGGGCAGGGCAUGGGCGGCCCCCGCCAGAUCGCCCAGCGCCAGUACUAACUGCCCUCGCUCUGGCCUUCGAGCCCGAAGCCUCUUCUGCGCGCACAACCUAGGCAGUAAUCCUAAACUAGCGGGCACCACAGACCAGCUGCAGCCACCCCAACCCAGGGAUCACUUCCGGACCCCUCGACCGCCCGGCACCAGCGCGCAAGGGACCCUUCAGCCGGAGACCAGAGUCCAGUCCCGGUCACGAGGCCACCGCCGCUGCCCGCCUCGAGAAGCACCACGCGGGCUGAGCCGUCGGCUAGCGGGUCACUCCCGAGCCUCUGUCUGCACCGCGCCAGCCCCAGACCACGGACGCUGAGCCUCCAGCGCGUGCCAGCCUGGGCCGCUGGGCUCUCGGGGCCAGCCCGCGACGAUCCCCUGAGCUCUCCGCAGAAGGGCCGAGCGUCCGUUCCGGGGACGCCAGGCCCGCCCCCGCCCCCCGACAGCCGCGGGGAUCCAGAGCCCGGGGGUGCGGGACGCCCGCGCCAUGACUGCCGAGAGCGGGCCGCCGCCGCCGCAGCCGGAGGUGCUGGCUACCGUGAAGGAAGAGCGCGGCGAGACGGCAGCAGGGGCCGGGGUCCCAGGGGAGGCCACGGGCCGCGGGGCGGGCGGGCGGCGCCGCAAGCGCCCCCUGCAGCGCGGGAAGCCGCCCUACAGCUACAUCGCGCUCAUCGCCAUGGCCAUCGCGCACGCGCCCGAGCGCCGCCUCACGCUGGGCGGCAUCUACAAGUUCAUCACCGAGCGCUUCCCCUUCUACCGCGACAACCCCAAAAAGUGGCAGAACAGCAUCCGCCACAACCUCACACUCAACGACUGCUUCCUCAAGAUCCCGCGCGAGGCCGGCCGCCCGGGUAAGGGCAACUACUGGGCGCUUGACCCCAACGCGGAGGACAUGUUCGAGAGCGGCAGCUUCCUGCGCCGCCGCAAGCGCUUCAAGCGCUCGGACCUCUCCACCUACCCGGCUUACAUGCACGACGCGGCGGCUGCCGCAGCCGCCGCCGCCGCCGCCGCCGCCGCCGCCGCCAUCUUCCCAGGCGCGGUGCCCGCCGCGCGCCCCCCCUACCCGGGCGCCGUCUAUGCAGGCUACGCGCCGCCGUCGCUGGCCGCGCCGCCUCCAGUCUACUACCCCGCGGCGUCGCCCGGCCCUUGCCGCGUCUUCGGCCUGGUUCCUGAGCGGCCGCUCAGCCCAGAGCUGGGGCCCGCACCGUCGGGGCCCGGCGGCUCUUGCGCCUUUGCCUCCGCCGGCGCCCCCGCUACCACCACCGGCUACCAGCCCGCAGGCUGCACCGGGGCCCGGCCGGCCAACCCCUCCGCCUAUGCGGCUGCCUACGCGGGCCCCGACGGCGCGUACCCGCAGGGCGCCGGCAGUGCGAUCUUUGCCGCUGCUGGCCGCCUGGCGGGACCCGCUUCGCCCCCAGCGGGCGGCAGCAGUGGCGGCGUGGAGACCACGGUGGACUUCUACGGGCGCACGUCGCCCGGCCAGUUCGGAGCGCUGGGAGCCUGCUACAACCCUGGCGGGCAGCUCGGAGGGGCCAGUGCAGGCGCCUACCAUGCUCGCCAUGCUGCCGCUUAUCCCGGUGGGAUAGAUCGGUUCGUGUCCGCCAUGUGAGCCAGCGUAGGGACGAAAACUCAUAGACACAUCGGCUGUUCACACGUUCCCCGCAAUCUGAGAACGAACAGGAAUGGAGAGAGGACUCAACUGGGACCCACGUGGAAAAGACCGAGCAGGCCACAGAGGCUCGGUCUCCCCGCGCACAGCGUAGGCACCCGGUGUACUCUGUAAACGGGAGGAGGUGGGGCGAGGCAGCCAGAGCCCUUGGACUGGCACAGGGACCCUCGAUGGAGCGAAGCCCUCAAACGGGAUGCUUUCUGGUAUUCUAUCGGGGAGGGUCCUUGGCGGUAACCAGAGGGCAGCGUAGUGUCAACACCAGAGACCAGGAUCCAAAUUGUGGGGAAUCAGUUUCAGCCUUCCAUGUGCUGCCGGAACUCGGGCCUUUUUACGCGGUUCGUCCUCUAGUGCCUUUAACUGCGUUACUACAAUAAAAGGCUGCGGCAGCGCCUUUCUUCUUAAAGUGAGGAGGACAAAUUUGCAAAAGAAAUAGGCUUUUCUUCUUUUUUAAAUUGGAGAAAUCUCUGCUCUGGUUGACCUGGGCUGGUUUUCCCUGUCUCUGAGAACUUGAGACCUAGCUCCGAGUUGAACUGUGCGUCAGCACUCCAGUCCCAUCACCUGAACCUUCAGUCUCCCCCAUCUGUUACACUAGAGGGCUGCAGGACUCUAUCCACCGCCCCCGGGUUAUCAUUCAGGGCCCCAUCAUCUUGGAUGCUGCCCUGCGUAUUUGGCAGCAAUGGUGGGCCACCCAGGGCCUCUGAGUAGCCACCCAAAGCCUAGCCGCUGUUCUAGGGAACGGAAAAGAGUUCAUGGCCAAGCGUCUAACCUAAAGUCCCAGGAUUGGCUCCAGGCAGCAAUUAUAUCAUAACUUAUUGAACUUUUGAGCAGGACGUGCUGGUAAUUUCAUGGCUGUUACUGCCCAGUCAUAAAUCUGCUUUUCCAUUAUAAGGCAGAGAGAAGUACAUUCGUUCAUUUGUCCACUGUUUCUUGUCAUCACGCAGCCCUGGACCCAAAGGGUGAACUAAAGUUUAAGGAGAUGAGAGGAUUCAAGGAGCCCGUUGGUGACGCCUUUCAGUAGCUGGGGAGGGCUCUUCCAUCCCCAGCACCCCCUGCUACACCUCAGCAGCCUCCCCCAUGCAAAAAGGAAAGAGAAAAAUUAAGUUAGGGCAGUCAGUAAAGUGAGCUUUAGAAAGAAACUGGAAUUUUAACUUCAUUUUGUAUCUUGCUUAAGUAGCAGGCUCACUAAAAUUAGAGAAAGUCCAAUAACUCUCCCCCUUUCCCUUGAGAAAUCUUUAAGUUUCGAUUCUGGAGCAAAAACUUUCAGCAUUAAAUAUUUCAGAGGCUCCAUUCACAGCUUUCAGAUAAACUGGAGUGUUCAGAUGGACUGUUUUAAUAAAAAUCUUUGAGCAAGUGAGUUAUGGCAAGAGAAACUCAGCCUCUUUCUGUAUAAACUUAACAGGGAAGGGCUGGGGUGUGAAAAAGAAGAUUGUAUGAAAACCAUUGGUAAUUUUUAUUUUUUAUUUUUGGGACUGCACUAUCCUGUUCACGAAGACAUGUGAACUUGGUUCAGUCCAAAUGGGGAUUUGUAUAAACCAGUGCUCUCCAUUAGAAAUAUGGUGCAAGCCACAUAUGUAAUUUUAAAUAUUCUAGUAGCCACAUUAAUAAAGUAAAAAGAAACAGG